UGCGCGCGCGGCAGCGGCUUCACUUCUCUCCGGGCAGCGGGGGCAGGAGCGGCGGCGGGAGAAGCGGCAGCAGCAGCGGCCGUCGCUGCUGCUCGGGAGAGACGGGAAAGGGGAGAGGAAGCGGAGAGCGAGGAGCGCGGGGGAGCGGGCUCAUGACUCAGUGAGCGGCUGCAGCCCCUUUCCAGCCCCGCGCCCGGCCGGAGUCGGGGCGACCGCGACGGAUUGUCCCGCAGCCUGUGCCCGGCACCAGCGAGAGAGAGACCUGCGCUCGCCUGCAGUGCAGCAUCUGCCAUGUCUACAGAGGGGCAGAGAGUGGAUGAUAGUCCAAGCACUAGUGGAGGCAGCUCUGAUGGAGAUCAGCGUGAAGGUGCUCAGCAGGAACAAGAAAGGGAGCAAGUUCAACCCAAGAAAAAAGAGGGGAAAAUAUCAAGCAAAACAGCUGCUAAAUUGUCAACUAGUGCUAAAAGAAUUCAGAAAGAACUUGCAGAAAUUACAUUAGACCCUCCUCCAAACUGUAGUGCUGGACCCAAAGGAGACAACAUUUAUGAGUGGAGGUCAACUAUACUGGGGCCUCCAGGGUCUGUAUAUGAAGGUGGAGUUUUCUUCCUUGACAUAACCUUUUCACCGGACUAUCCUUUUAAACCACCCAAGGUCACAUUCCGGACAAGGAUCUACCACUGUAACAUUAACAGCCAAGGCGUCAUCUGCCUGGACAUUUUAAAGGACAACUGGAGUCCAGCGUUAACCAUUUCUAAAGUUCUCCUCUCCAUCUGCUCCCUCCUCACAGACUGCAACCCAGCUGACCCCCUGGUUGGAAGCAUUGCCACUCAGUACAUGACUAACAGAGCAGAGCACGACAGAAUGGCCAGACAGUGGACCAAGCGAUAUGCCACAUAGGAACCUCCUCUAGGAUUUGCUGGACCUGUGCAAGCACAUUCACUAAGUGCAUCAAUAGCCCUUCCCUUCAUUCUUAUUUUUUAUUAAAUUUUGAACCAUUUUGUGACAAAAGGUUGUCCUUACUUCCUUUUUUGUUUCAUUUUGGUUUAUUUUUAUUUUUAUUUGUUCUAGGUUUUUUUGGUUUUGGUUUUGGUUUUGUUUUUUUUUUUGUUCUGUUAACUUGAAAGUUGUUUCCCUCAAAUGUAGACAGGGAAUUUUGGUUAUCAGUGCAAAGAAUGUUGGAUCUGUAAUAGUAUAGAGCUUUAUCAGAAGGCUUUGUAUUAAUGUGUGGGGUUGUUUUGGUUUUUUUUUUUUCUUUCAUGUGGUUUUGGGGAAAACAAACAAAUUCAGAAUUAUAUCUCAUUUCUACUUAAAUGUAGUGUUUAGGGUUAUUUUUUUGUACUGAAGUCUUUAAUGGUGGGUGCAUGCUACUGGGAACAAGUUUUGUAUAAAAGCUUAAAAUCAAGAAUCACUGUGCAUUACUAAGACUGUGUUUAUCACUAGCCUUCUGUUUCCCACACAAAAGGCUAUUGCAUUGAACAAAUUACUAUGUAUUUUGAUUUACUUAAAAAACAAACAAAAAAAGUGCUUGUAAAUUUCUUAGGGACCUGCCACUUUUGACUGUGGAUCAGUUGAUGUACACUUGUAUUAUUAAAGCACUCAAUAAAACACUGUGGCUGAUAAAUGCA
This is a messenger RNA of Catharus ustulatus (Swainson's thrush), 1625 nucleotides long. Its product is annotated as ubiquitin-conjugating enzyme E2 E2. The coding region runs from base 292 to 897 and encodes 201 amino acids. Gene Ontology annotation, cellular component: nucleus. NCBI's taxonomy places the organism in Eukaryota, Metazoa, Chordata, Aves, Passeriformes, Turdidae. Gene Ontology annotation, molecular function: ubiquitin conjugating enzyme activity. The record is from RefSeq and is a predicted model, not a curated record. Gene Ontology annotation, biological process: protein polyubiquitination. The transcript is spliced from 6 exons.